This is a messenger RNA of Pseudo-nitzschia multistriata, 2164 nucleotides long. Lineage: Eukaryota; Bacillariophyta; Bacillariophyceae; Bacillariales; Bacillariaceae. The record is from the annotation of a GenBank genome assembly.
CGACAGCUGACAGGGAAACAGACGAAAAUUCGUACUCGUCGURCUCGCAAAAAAACACCGAUACAAUCUUCAGCUAUCGGCAUGAAAAUGCCAAGAAAGUAAUCAUUUUGAAUCUACUGCUUAUCCAGAGACAGAAGAAGGAAGUCAUCAACUACGAACGAGCCAGUCACCAUGUAUUGCGGAGAUGAAACUGGAUCAUUUAUCGGGGAGAUCGGCAGCCACAACUGUCGCUUUGGUUACGGCGGAGAAGACAACCCCAAGCUAACCGUGCCGUCCUAUGUUGUUUCUGGCAAAGAUGAUGGGAGCAACAAUGGYAAUACAAAGCGGCGAAUGUCGCGCUUUUCAUCCCUUCACGCCCMAAAAGAAGAGGAACUGAUGGAAUCAAUUCUUCGYAUGCCGAGCAGCGGCAAUGGAAACGAUUAUUCACAUCCAAUUACUGAUCCGAAUUCCUUUUUGAGUCAGGGGGAAAUCGUUGAGAAUUGGGACAAUGUCGAAACAGCCUGGCAGACGAGUAUGGAUGUAUUAAGGGCAACAGAUAUGCUAAAACAUACCCAAGGUGGAACUCCUUACGAACGAACAAAGAAGCAAAAACGAGAACACCGUGCUUCUGGUCUUUCGUCGUCUACGGUCACGGGGAGCAAGGAGCAGGAUGAUACCAGCGGGGGGAGAUGCGUUCAUCCCAUUUUAGCUGUCACACCCGGUUUCACUGAGUGUACUGGUGGCUUCUCCGAAGRAGAUAACUCUGUUGGRUCCAACUUCCAGGCCGCUAUCAAACGACAACAAUACACAAAAUAUACAGAGCUGCUCAUGGAAUCUUUGGACGCCACCAGUGCCUUUUUGGCCCCGGCUCCCAUGCUGGCCGCCUUUUCUCUGGGGCGACAGACGGCUCUGGUGGUGGACAUUGGUGCCGGUGGCUGCCGAGUCACUCCSGUAGUUGAUGGAUUGAUAYUAAAGCAAUCGCAGCGGCGGAGCGGGCGGGGUGGGGACUGGCUCGGUGAUGUGACUUGGAGGGCAUUGCUGGAGGAAAAGCAACGAGAACGAGAAGUCGACGACGAGCAAAACAAACGCAUGGAGRAAUUUAGUGACGAGAAAGAGAYGAUAUCUCGUGUAGAAAUGAUUAAGCCGAGAUACAUGGUGGGGAAAGCUAAGAACAAAUACCUUGGGAAACUAGAAAAUUCGGUAUUCCAUCGACGUGCAAUGAACGAUUUGUUAUACGAGAUCCGAACAGAGCCUUUCAUUACUCUGCACGGCACUGAUAACAGAGAGAAAAUUCGAAUUCCUUUCAGCAUCAAACCAAGCAAUAAAGAAGUCGGUGAUGGAAACGAAGAUGCAGUUGACAUGGUCUCUACCCCCGGAACACCCGGUCAGGCUGCUGUAAACAAGAUCGUGCCCGGAACACCAGAAUCGACUAUGACYGAUGGGGAGUCCUCCCUUUACGAGCUACCCGACGGAACAACKGUUGAUUUGUCUUCUUCCUUCGGAAAGGAUUUGAGCCAGGUCCCCGAACUCAUCUUUUGCGAAGAAUCAGCCUUGCCCUUCCAACAGCAUUUACGCCACGGCAACAAGAAUGGUUCAGGUUCCUCUUCCUCGCACAACCAGACAACAUUUUCCAAGGCACCUCUUCAUCGGCUGAUCCAUGAGUCACUCUUGGCUGUCGGAGAUGUSGAUGUUCGCAAAGAAUUAGCGGGUUGCAUUUGCUUAGUAGGGGCAACCUCCCUUUUACCGAACAUUGAGACGCGAYUGUCCCAGGAAUUGAGCGCACUUUUGCCMUCCUUUGUAAAACCUAAGGUAAUUGCACCAAGGGUAUCGUCAGUGGAGCGUUCGUGUGCGGCCUGGAUCGGGGCCUCCGUGUUGACCUCUCUUGGUUCCUUUCAACAGUUGUGGUUGUCUAGGGUAGAAUACGAAGAGUAUGGUGCCGGGAUGUCGAUUCAGCGAUUCCCAUAAUGGCAGAGUACAUUCGAGCCGACAAGAAAGGGGAAUUAAUUGGGAUCCGAAAUGUAGAUCGAUAAGAAUAUUCAAGUCAAAUAAUUUACAAGUCGCCCGAGGAAMAACUACCCUAAGGAGUAAUAUAUCCAUAAUGGUUCUCGAAGAUACACUUUCUAGUGUUCAUUUCUGGGGUCUAUCUGACGCAGUCUMUUGUCUGCUAUAAAUYAUUUGCUCUUGU